GUUCAUUCUCGUGGUCAGACUGGACUGCUGCGAGGAGCUGCUUCACUCCACAGCUGGAUUUACUCUCAUCAACAACAUCCUUCGGGUGCAUCAUCAUCAUCGCAGCAGCAAUGGACGCUCUCACAUUCUGAGUUACAGAUUAUCUGUGUGUGGUGAGCGCCCCCUGCUGAAGGCAAUUCUGGCAUGAGCGCGUGCGGGAGGAAGGCUCUGACCCUGCUCAGCAGUGUGUUUGCAGUAUGCAGUCUGGGGCUGCUGGGUAUCGCCGUCAGCACUGACUACUGGCUCUAUCUGGAGGAGGGCGUCAUCCUGCCUCUGAACCAGAGCGCUGACAUACGCAUGUCCAUCCACUCUGGCCUCUGGAGAGUCUGUUUUCUGGCAGGUGAAGAGAGAGGGCGUUGCUUCACCAUCGAGUAUGUGAUGCCCAUGAGCGUUCAGCUGACCAGUGAGUCUACUGUCAGUGUCCUGAAGAUGAUUCGUUCGGCCACACCGUUCCCCCUGGUCAGUUUGUUCUUUAUGUUCAUUGGUUUUGUGCUCAACAAUAUCGGACACAUUCGGCCCCAUCGCACCAUACUGGCGUUUGUCUCUGGAAUCUUCUUCAUCCUGUCAGGUCUGUCUCUGGUGGUUGGUUUGGUGCUCUACAUCUCCAGCAUAAAUGACGAGAUGUUCAGCAGGACCAAGAGUAAUGAGGCAUAUUUCAGCUAUAAGUACGGCUGGUCAUUUGCGUUCGCUGCCAUUUCCUUCCUGCUCACUGAGAGUGCAGGUGUGAUGUCCGUCUACCUGUUCAUGAAGCGUUACACAGCGGAGGAAAUCUACCAGCCUCACCCCAGCUUCUACCGGCCGCGCUUGAGCAACUGCUCUGAUUACUCGGGUCAGUUCCUUCACCCCGACGCCUGGACGCGAGGACGCAGCCCAUCAGACAUCUCCAGCGACACCUCGCUCCAGAUGAAUGCCAGCUACCCUGCCCUGCUCAAGUGCCCUGACUACGACCAGGUGUCCUCCUCUCCCUGCUAAAGUUCAGUGUCCGGUGUCAGAACUGGGUUUGAAACAUAUACGCAGUAUAGUAUUCUUCUCUGGAGUGAUUCACACAACUGCUAAGAUGAAUAAUCAUUGAAGUUUAAAGUGCCCCUAUUAUGGAUUUUUUGAAAAUUACAUUUUCAUGCAGUG
This is a messenger RNA of Sinocyclocheilus anshuiensis, 1164 nucleotides long. It is a transcript of the gene cacng5b, whose product is annotated as calcium channel, voltage-dependent, gamma subunit 5b. Gene Ontology annotation, molecular function: voltage-gated calcium channel activity; channel regulator activity. The transcript has 7 exons. The record is from RefSeq and is a predicted model, not a curated record. Lineage: Eukaryota; Metazoa; Chordata; Actinopteri; Cypriniformes; Cyprinidae. Gene Ontology annotation, cellular component: AMPA glutamate receptor complex; postsynaptic density membrane. Gene Ontology annotation, biological process: neurotransmitter receptor transport, postsynaptic endosome to lysosome; neurotransmitter receptor internalization; regulation of AMPA receptor activity. The coding region runs from base 184 to 1011 and encodes 275 amino acids.